AUGGCCCCCUCGCUCACUGAAACCGUCGCUCUGCGCCAGGCGCCAAAGACCGUCCUCAAAACCGAUGCAGGCUUCAACAAGGAGAACCUCAUAGGAUAUGGCGAGGCUUAUCAGCACGAGAACGAACUCAAGGGCACGACGAAGCAGCCGCCUGCUUCGUUCCCCAACUACCUCCCCGUGUGGGAUAACGAGACCGAGAGAUACCCUCCAUUAACGGACUUUGAGCACUACGACCACGGCAAAGACGCCGACCCCGGCUUCCCCGAUCUCCUGCCCGCCGGCAAGGCCGAGAUCGACGACCUCACGCCCACGAUCGGCAGCGAGGUCAAGGGCGUCCAGCUCAGCCAGUUGUCCGACAAAGGCAAAGACCAGCUGGCACUGUUCGUCGCCCAGCGCAAGGUCGUCGCCUUCCGCGACCAGGACUUCGCCCACCUGCCCAUCGACAAGGCCCUCGAAUGGGGCGGCUACUUCGGCAGACACCACAUCCACCAGACGUCCGGCGCGCCCAAGGGCUUCCCGGAGAUCCAUCUGGUGCACCGCGGCGCCGACGACACCAGCGGCCAGGAUUUCCUGGCCACCCGCACCAACUCGAUCACCUGGCACUCGGACGUGACGUUCGAGAAGCAGCCGCCCGGCACGACGUUUCUGUAUCUGCUGGAUGGACCGUCGAGCGGGGGGGAUACGCUGUUCUGUGAUAUGGCGCAGGCGUAUCGGCGGCUAUCGCCUGAGUUCCGGAGGCGGUUGCAUGGUCUGAGGGCGGUGCAUUCGGGGAUUGAGCAGAUCAAUAACAGUCUGAAUAAGGGGGGUAUUGCCCGGCGCGAGGGGAUUAUGACGGAGCAUCCGAUUGUUCGCACGCACCCGGUUACGGGGGAGAAAGCGUUGUUUGUGAACCCGCAGUUCACUCGUUAUAUUGUCGGAUACAAGAAGGAAGAAUCAGACUUUCUGCUGAAAUUCCUGUACGACCACAUCGCGCUGUCGCAGGACAUCCAGACCCGGGUGAGAUGGCGUCCUGGCACGGUCGUCGUCUGGGAUAACCGUGUGGUAGCACACAGCGCUCUGUUCGAUUGGGAGGACGGACAGAGACGCCAUCUAGCGCGGAUCACUCCUCAGGCCGAGCGUCCAUACGAGACGCCGUUCGAGGCUAGCUAG
Messenger RNA from Aspergillus terreus NIH2624, 1149 nucleotides. RefSeq names its product TauD/TfdA dioxygenase family protein. Bases 1 to 1149 code for a protein of 382 amino acids. The record is from RefSeq and is a predicted model, not a curated record. Lineage: Eukaryota; Fungi; Ascomycota; Eurotiomycetes; Eurotiales; Aspergillaceae. Gene Ontology annotation, molecular function: 2-oxoglutarate-dependent dioxygenase activity. Gene Ontology annotation, cellular component: cytoplasm. The transcript has 6 exons.